GUAAGGGCGGGUGGAGAUAUUCUACUCACUUCGCUAUGCUGACCAGCCGGGUUUGCAGUCUCAAGGCUCCACCCCGUGACGCGGCUCUGGCCUCGUGGUGUGCAGGCCAGGGUAGUUUUAAGCUUGCGCUCUCCCUGGGCCCGGGCUCCUGGCCACGAGUCAGGUUCUGGGACUGAGAGCGAACGAGGGCCAAAGGCCAGGAGAGCAGGCUCCUCACACGCAGCCAUGGCCAGCGAGGGUCCUGAGCGCGAGCAUCCAUCUGUGACGCUCUUCCGGCGGUACCUGCGCAUCCCUACUGUGCACCCCAAGCCGGACUACGGAGCUGCUGUGGCCUUCCUUGAGGAGAGGGGCCUCCAGAUGGGCCUGAGCUGUCAGAAGGUGGAGGUGGCACCUGGCUAUGUAAUUGUUGUGCUGACCUGGCCAGGCACCAACCCCAGACUCUCCUCCAUCUUACUCAACUCCCACAUGGAUGUGGUGCCUGUCUUCAAGGAACACUGGAGUCAUGACCCUUUUGAGGCCUUCAAAGAUGCUGAGGGCUACAUCUAUGCCAGGGGAACCCAGGACAUGAAGAGUGUCAGCAUCCAGUACCUGGAGGCAGUGAAGAGGCUGAAGGAUGCAGGCCACCGUUUUCCUAGAACCAUCCACAUGACCUUUGUGCCUGAUGAGGAAAUUGGAGGUUUUCAAGGUAUGAAGUUAUUCAUACAGCGGCCAGAGUUCCAGUCCCUGAGAGUAGGCUUUGCCCUGGAUGAGGGCCUGGCCAACCCCACGGAUGCCUUUACUGUCUUCUAUAGUGAGCGGGCUAUCUGGUGGGUGCGGUUUACGAGCACUGGGAGACCAGGCCAUGGCUCACGCUUUAUUGAGGACACAGCAGCCGAAAAGCUGCACAAGGUAAUGAGCUCUGUCCUGGCGUUCCGGGAGAAGGAAAAGCAGAGGCUCCAAUCAAAGCCUAACCUGAAGGAGGGGGCUGUGACCUGUGUGAACCUGACAAAGAUAGAGGGUGGUGUGGCAUUUAACGUGGUGCCCGCCACCAUGAGCGCUGUCUUUGACUUUCGCAUUGCACCAGAUGUGGACCUGGAGGCUUUCGAGAAGCAGCUCCAAAGAUGGUGCCAGGAAGCUGGUGAGGGGGUCACCUUUGAUUUUCUUCAGAAAUGGACGGAGCCUCGAGUGACCUCUACCGAUGAUGCAGACCCCUGGUGGGCAGCUUUCAGCGGGGCCUGCAAGGACAUGAACCUCACACUGGAGCUGGAGAUCUUUCCUGCUGCCACUGACAGCCGCUAUAUCCGCGCGGCAGGGGUGCCUGCACUGGGCUUCUCACCCAUGAACCGGACGCCGGUGCUGCUCCACGACCAUAAUGAGCGGCUGCACGAGGCCGUGUUCCUCCGGGGGAUUGACAUAUACACACGCCUGCUGCCCACCCUGGCUAGUGUGCCCACCCUGCCCACUGAGCACUGAGCCCCAGAACCCUGGCCUCUGCCCUGGAGCUUCCACCCCAAACACAGCAAGGAUUUCCUCUUCUCCUGCCCAGUUACAGGCUGUUCAGACAGAGGCCACACUUGAAGUUCUAAGUGCAAACAUUCGUGGAGGAGCUCUCACUUCUCUGCUGAUGUGCUGUGACCCUCCCUUUCAGACACAGUGAACCUGGCUGUGCCCUUGCCUACCAGCCCACACUGCUUUGUGCCCCUUGCCAUCACAUACUGUCCCAUACCCCUGAGCCACAUCUGCCCACCAACAAGGAGCCUUAGUUCCUGUGCUCAGGGGCCACCAAGCUUAAAUCUGACCUGUGCAGCUGGGGAUAUUGCUCCCACUGAAAGCCAGUACCAAGACAAGCACCUCAAGGUACUGCUCCUAGCCUUCUUGGAGGAUCCUUGGUACUGUAGGGCAGGACCAGAAUCGGGCCAGCUAAGCCACACACUAGUGGGACGGUAAGAUAUGAGUGCUUUUUUGUUGUGUUUUGUCAAAACCCAUGGUCUCUGCUAUGGGGAGCAGGGGCCCUGGUAGACCAGGUAUUCGAGGUUCCCAGCAGAUAGGUCAUGGUAUGUGUGGAGGGACCCAGGAGGUGGGCCUUAGUCUUGGUGCUUAUAGGAAACCAGUUUGAUACCUACAGCCAACCAUGUUGGUUAUAACCAUGCUUUUGCCUGCCAGGUGACCCUCCCACAUUCCAAACCCUACAGAAUGAAGUCAUUAAUAACCUACCUAACAUUUGGUGUGCUGAUGGCUAGGGAUGGCACUAGGGCCUUGCACAUGCCAAGCAAGCACUCUACCAGAGCUGUGUCCCCAGCCCUUAUUAGUACUUCUUGAGAAAGCCAGUUGGCUUCAGGCUUUGUCCUGCUCAGCACAUAAGCACCUUCCUCCUGCCUCAGUAGGUAUGAGGUCGCUCCUGUCUGCCAUUGCCUGAGACAUGCCCCAGUCUUUAGGUCCCCAAUAAGUUGUUUAGGCAAUCCCAGUUUUGAUUCUUUGGUCUUUGGCACCUUCCUCCUCUGGCAGCUUUUCACAUUGAGCACUGCUGAGAAGUUUUCAAUAAAGAGCUAAGA
Octodon degus (degu) is the source of this 2531-nucleotide messenger RNA. RefSeq names its product aminoacylase 1 (gene Acy1). The transcript has 15 exons. Gene Ontology annotation, biological process: amino acid metabolic process. NCBI's taxonomy places the organism in Eukaryota, Metazoa, Chordata, Mammalia, Rodentia, Octodontidae. Gene Ontology annotation, cellular component: cytoplasm. The record is from RefSeq and is a predicted model, not a curated record. Bases 226 to 1452 code for a protein of 408 amino acids. Gene Ontology annotation, molecular function: aminoacylase activity.